Messenger RNA from Sesamum indicum (sesame), 1425 nucleotides. RefSeq lists its product as uncharacterized. The record is from RefSeq and is a predicted model, not a curated record. NCBI's taxonomy places the organism in Eukaryota, Viridiplantae, Streptophyta, Magnoliopsida, Lamiales, Pedaliaceae.
AAAGUCAUAGAAAUUCAAUGAUUAACACACACACCUCACAUAUUCUAAUGUCCACAACUUCAAUAAUUAAAAACACCUCAUACUCCAAUGUCCAACAAUUAGUAAUAAAUGUGUAGCAAUCUUGAAGCACAUGACAUCCCAAUCCCACAUGCCCUCCCAAUCAGACAAUUUGACAGCUUUCCAACGAUGUCUCUCCCCAUAUAAAAAUUUUCAAGAACCCCCCAAUCCCAUCUCAAUAUUCGCAGGCAUGGAUCUCAAUGUUCAUGAAUCCAGGGAAACCGAUGCUCACCAGGUUGAGCCUGGAGACCUCCUGGAAGAAUGCUGGUUUUUCGGCAACUUGCUUCGGAGAAAAUCAAGAAUGCUGAGGAGUUUCUCCGAUCCCUGUACUUCUUUCAACUACAGCCAGGAGAAUUCGCCUGGAAAAUCGUAUGAAGAAACCUAUGCGUCCAUCAAGAACGAGGAAAUCAGGCGGGCUGGUGCUGGUGCUGGACAAUCUCUCCAGGGAGUAAAAGGGGGAGAUCCUCGUAAAAGCAAGCCUGACGGAAAAGCAUCGGGAAACAGGUUGGUUCGGGCCCCGUCGCUGCCGACAAGCCUGGAAAAGGAAGAGUUUCACGAUGAGGAGACUGAGUUUUCCAUGGGGAAAUUGAUCAGGCAGGCUUCUAUGAAGCACAGAGAUAACUUGCCUCCUAGACAACAUUCUGCUAAUAAGGGCGUGACGCCGAGUUCCAGCGUAUCAAGGCAGAGAUCAAGAAGGAAAUCUGAGGCGGAAAGCAUGAAAUUGGAGGGAUUGGAGGCGACAAAGCCUCAGCCCACAGGAAAUCAGGUUAAGACGCAGAAAAGCUGGAGCGCUGUUGAUUUCAAAGAUUUGACGGAGUCGGGAUUCGAUUCGGAGAGAAGAAACUUGAGCCCGGAUGUUGUCAGCAUCGAAAACGAAGAGAAAAUGGCGAGGAGGGCCGCGUGGCGGGGGCCGCCCGCCGCCGCUGGGCGGGUGCCCCCGCCUCCGCCGCCGCUGGGGCCGGGUUCUGCUCAGGCGGUUCCCAAGUGGGGUGGGAAGAGAUCAAACGAAGACAUGAAGGCGCAGAUCAAGUUCUGGGCCAGGGCGGUGGCGUCUAAUGUGCGGCAGGAGUGUUGAUAUGUUAGACUAGCUGUUAUAUAUAUAUAGUUGCAAGAAUUUGAUGAUGAUGGUGGAAUUGACUUUGCAGAAUAUAAGGUUCUGACGAUGAUGAAGAUGAUGAUGGUUAGGUAGUAAUAGUAUUAGUAUGAACUGAGAAUUGAGAUUCUCUCUUUUGUUUUUGAAAUUGAUUGAUUGAUUGAUUGAUUAUUGUCACAGAGAAGUUUCUGUCUAACAUUCUGGGCAACUCACACAUUCUUUGCUUUGCCAGAUUUUGUACUAACUACAUUAAUAGCAAGAAGGCUCAUUUUGCA